AUGGCCGCUGUGAACAACUGGCUGGGAUUCUCCCUCUCCCAGCAAGAGCUCCCGCCCUCCGGCGCCGUCUCGGGUGACGUCUCGGGCGCCGACGUCUGCUUCAAUAUCCCCCAAGAUUGGAACAUGAGGGGAUCGGAGCUAUCUGCGCUGGUGUCGUCGGAGCCGAAGCUGGAGGACUUCCUCGGCGGCAUCUCCUACUCCGACCACCACCAUCACCAGCACAAGGCCACGGCCGGCAACAUGGUCGUUCCCGCAGGUAGCGGCAACGCCAGCGGCGCUAGCUACGCCAACUCCGGCGGCAGUAGCGUCGGCUAUCUGUACCACCCCAGCUCCGCCUCUCUCCAGUUCGCUGACUCCGUAAUGGUGGCCUCAUCCGCCGGCGUCCACCACAACGGCUCUGGCGUUAUGGACAACGCCACAGCCAACAAUAGCAAUGGUGGCGGCAUAGGGCUGUCCAUGAUCAAGAGCUGGUUGCGGAGCCAGCCGGCGCCAGCGCAGCAGAGGGUGGAGAUGGCGGCCGAGGGCGCGCAGGCGGCGGCGCAGGGGCUCUCUCUGUCCAUGAACAUGGCGGCAGGGAUGCCGCAACAUCUCAGCGGAGAGAGAGGCAUGUUGGAGAGCGUGUCCACGUCGACGCAGGGAGGGAUGGCUGCUCGGAAGGAAGACGCCAUCGGUGCCAGCAGCACUGGUUCCGGCGCCGUGGUAUCCGCAGGUGCUGAUAGCACAGGCGGCAGCGGUGGCACAGUGGUGGAGUUACCGGCAGCGAGGAAGUCGGCCGACACGUUUGGGCAGCGGACCUCGAUUUAUCGUGGCGUCACCAGGCAUAGAUGGACCGGGAGAUAUGAGGCUCACUUGUGGGACAACAGCUGCAGAAGAGAAGGGCAAACUCGCAAGGGUCGUCAAGGUGGCUAUGACAAAGAGGAGAAAGCUGCUAGAGCUUAUGAUUUGGCUGCUCUCAAGUAUUGGGGUCCAACGACGACAACAAAUUUUCCUGUGAACAACUAUGAAAAGGAAUUAGAGGAGAUGAAGCACAUGACAAGGCAGGAGUUUGUGGCAUCUCUGCGAAGAAAGAGUAGUGGUUUUUCGAGAGGUGCCUCCAUUUACCGCGGAGUAACCAGACACCACCAACAUGGGAGAUGGCAAGCAAGGAUAGGGAGAGUUGCAGGGAACAAGGAUCUCUACCUAGGCACCUUCAGCACACAGGAGGAGGCAGCCGAGGCGUAUGACAUCGCGGCGAUCAAGUUCCGAGGUCUCAACGCCGUCACCAACUUUGACAUGACACGCUACGACGUCAAGAGCAUUCUGGACAGCAGUGCACUCCCCAUUGGCAGCGCCGCCAAGCGCCUUAAGGACGCAGAGACUGCGGCAGCCACAUCGGCGUCCCUCCAGCAGCAGCACGCCGGUGUGGUGAGCAGCUACGACAUCGGUGCACUUUCUGCUUACGGCGCAGCCUACCACCACCCUUCUGUGGCCGCCGCCUCAGCGUGGCCGACAAUCGCGUUCCAGGCGCCGCCCAUGCAGUCAUCCGGCGGACAGUACAUGUACCACCCCUACGCUGCCCAGGCGCAGCCGCUGCGCGGGUGGUGCAAGCCAGAGCCGGACCACGCGGUGAUUGCGGCCGCGCACAGCCUGCAGGAGCUCCACCACCUUAACCUUGGCGCCGGCGCUGGCGCCCACGACUUCUUCUCGCAGCAUGCCCAGGCAAUGGCGAUGCAGCAGCAUGGUGGCCUCAGCAGCAUUGACAACACCGGCGCCUCGCUUGAGCACAGCACAGGGUCUAACUCCGUCGUCUACAAUGGCACCGUCGAGAGCAAUGGUGGUGGGCCUGGCGGCAGCUACAUGCUGCCAACAGCGACAGCAAGCCACGAGCAGGCAGCGCUAGCCCAUGGACGCGUGGCGCAGGCUUAUAACAAUGGCAGCAUGAGAGAUCAAGACGACGGCAAGAUCGCCUACGAGAACUUCCUCCUGGGCACCACCGAGGCCUACGGCGGCGGGAGGAUGACAUCUGCUUGGACUCCGGCCUCUGCCCCACCAGCGACCAGCAGCAGCGACAUGAGCGGUGGCUGCAACGGCGCACAGCUCUUCAGCGUCUGGAACGAUACUAAUUAG
This is a messenger RNA of Lolium rigidum, 2106 nucleotides long. RefSeq names its product AP2-like ethylene-responsive transcription factor PLT1. The record is from RefSeq and is a predicted model, not a curated record. NCBI's taxonomy places the organism in Eukaryota, Viridiplantae, Streptophyta, Magnoliopsida, Poales, Poaceae. Gene Ontology annotation, biological process: regulation of DNA-templated transcription. The transcript has 8 exons. Gene Ontology annotation, molecular function: DNA binding; DNA-binding transcription factor activity. The coding region runs from base 1 to 2106 and encodes 701 amino acids.